Molecule: messenger RNA, 537 nt
Organism: Dicrocoelium dendriticum
Lineage: Eukaryota; Metazoa; Platyhelminthes; Trematoda; Plagiorchiida; Dicrocoeliidae
Source: the annotation of a GenBank genome assembly
AUGGGAAUGGUGAGAUGGCUUCAACGGGUGUUUACCGAUGCAGAUCAAGCACGCACAGGGUACUUGGAUGAACACCAAAUAUUACGACUCAUACAAAGAAUAAAUCCCUAUUUGUCCGAACGUCACGUACGACAACAGUGGAAGGAAUGCGAUCGACGAUCUCGGGAAUUCAAGGGACGUCUCAACGUGACAGAUUUUAUCACAUUCUUUAAAAAACUCUCCACUCGUCAAGAAAUCUACCAUCUACUUGUUAGGUAUUCCAGUGGAUCCGAGUUGCUGACGCAAAACGAUCUACGACACUUUAUAGAAAGUGAACAAGGGCAAAUUGGCGUCAACACAGAAAAAUGCCUACGGUACAUUGAGGAUUUUGAGCCAUCCGAAGAAAACAGAGCUCUCGGACUGAUGGGGAUUGAUGGUUUCACUGCAUUUCUUCUCUCCCGCGAAUGUGAUGUUUUCGACUCCAGACACCUCGGCGUCUGCCAGGACAUGUCCCAACCAAUUACACACUAUUAUAUCGCGGCCUCGCAUAAAACGUAA